Messenger RNA from Entamoeba invadens IP1, 342 nucleotides. RefSeq lists its product as hypothetical. The record is from RefSeq and is a predicted model, not a curated record. NCBI's taxonomy places the organism in Eukaryota, Evosea, Mastigamoebida, Endamoebidae. The transcript has a single exon. Bases 1 to 342 code for a protein of 113 amino acids.
AUGGAUAACGAAGAAUUUGAUCUCGAAGACGUUGCUACCCCAAUUGCGACUAUCACUACUCACAACAAAGAAACGUUGUGUUCCAUUAACCUAACUACCAACGAAAGAUGUGUAAUGUUGACUGGACUUCAAAAAAAUCAUUUUGAUGAAUUAUGCAAGUUGAUGAAAUACAAAAACGGAUAUUACAGUGUAAACAGAGAAAGUGAAGUUGAAAGAACUAUUGGAAAGUUCACAGGCACAAUACCAAACACUAAAGUAGUCACUCUUAACAAGAAAAACCAACUCACUUAUGAAGAUCUGCUACUAUUGUUACUUACUCAAUUACAUGGUGAUUACACGUAA